UAAAAAUAAAAAUAAACAUUUUAAAAAAUUAGUAAAUGAAAUGUGGCUUGCCAAUAAGUUUUGCUGUUGUAUAAAUUUACAAAUCGGCUGUACUAUUAUAUCUUUUUUUACCCUUUGCCUUUUUGCCGUUCACCUGGUAGAAUUCUUUCGAUUUAAAGAACAUAAUGAUUAUACUCAUCCAUCAGACUGGUUAAACCUUCUUUGGGGAAUUUUGCAUUUGCUGGCUUCAAUGUGUUUAUCAUAUUCUGUCCUGGUGGGGUCACUUAUUCCUAUUUGGGUUUACAUAAUUAUCGAGGUAAUUUACUUGAUUUACGUGAUCAUUUAUGCAUCAGUGUCGUGUGCUCUGAAGACAAACACAUAUGCGAACCUAGGCCUGAAUUACUGUAUUACGUACUGGAGUUUAAUUGUCUUAACGUUCGUAAUAAUAACAUAUUUCCUUUAUGUUGUAAGUUCAUAUUAUUUACUAAAAAGGCAACAACUCAUUGCUGCAAGUCACCAUGUAUAAGGAAAUUCAGUAACUAAAUAU
This is a messenger RNA of Drosophila elegans, 526 nucleotides long. RefSeq lists its product as uncharacterized. The transcript is spliced from 5 exons. The record is from RefSeq and is a predicted model, not a curated record. Bases 41 to 505 code for a protein of 154 amino acids. NCBI's taxonomy places the organism in Eukaryota, Metazoa, Arthropoda, Insecta, Diptera, Drosophilidae.